Adineta ricciae is the source of this 2037-nucleotide messenger RNA. Lineage: Eukaryota; Metazoa; Rotifera; Eurotatoria; Adinetida; Adinetidae. The record is from the annotation of a GenBank genome assembly.
AUGUCUUCUUCGACAGUGAUAAACAAUUCCAGUACAACUGCGUGGGAUCAACUCUCAUUACCAGAAAAAAUUCAAACAUUUGACGAAUAUAGAAGUCUCUACGCGUUAUCAACCGAAAACCCUGAUCGAUUUUGGACAUUAGCCGCACAGCGUUUGGAUUGGUAUCAAUUUCCGACGAAAAUAAAAAACACUGAAUUCGAUUACCGUACAGAACGAGGCGUAGAAAUUAAAUGGUUUGAAGAUGGAGUACUAAAUGUCUGCUAUAAUUGUCUCGAUCGACACAUAGAAAAAGAUCCGCGUGUAGGUGAGCAAGUGGCAAUUAUUUUCGAAGCAGAUAAAUUAACUGAAAAACGACAUCACGUCACCUAUGCUGAACUUCUACGUGAUGUGAAACGAUUUGCAAAUGUCUUGAAAAAUCAUGGAGUGAAAAAAGGAGAUCGAGUGACGAUUUACAUGCCCAUGGUCGUGGAAACAUGUGUAGCAUUAUUAGCGUGCGCACGAAUCGGUGCCAUACAUUCUGUUGUCUUCGGUGGCUUCAGCUCACAUAGUGUAGCCGAACGCAUAUCUGAUUGCGAGUCGACAAUCGUUAUCACAAGUGACUUCGGCGUUCGCGGUGGUAAAUGUACACCAUUGAAAAGUAAAAUCGAUGUUGCCCUAACGAUGGAACAAUGCAAAUCAGUUAAAACUGUUCUUGUCUUCCAACGAAAUCAUGGAUUAUCGGCAACGGAAGAUGACUGCGCAGAACACCGUAGUUCACUUUUAUGGGUCGAUGGACGAGAUUAUUGGGUGCAUGAUGAAUUAGAAAAAGUGGACGAUAAAUGCGAUCCUGAACCAAUGAAUGCUGAAGAUCCAUUAUUUAUCCUUUACACCAGUGGCUCAACUGGUAAGCCCAAGGGAAUAUUACAUACAACUGGUGGAUAUUUGACAUAUGUCAAUUUAACAUUUAAAUACGUCUUUGCAUACACUCCAGGUGAAGUUUAUAUGUGUACAGCUGAUGUUGGAUGGAUUACAGGUCAUUCAUAUGUUAUCUAUGGACCAUUGUCUAAUCGAGCGACCACAGUAGUCUUCGAAGGAAUACCGACGUAUCCUGAUGUAUCACGUUUUUGGAAUAUUGUUGAUAAACACCAAAUUAAUAUAUUCUACACUGCACCAACAGCUAUUCGUUCAUUAAUGGCACACGAUAAUUCAUUUGUCACGCGAACAAGCCGUAAAUCACUCCGAAUAUUAGGUACUGUAGGUGAACCAAUCAAUCCAGAAGCAUGGAAAUGGUAUCAUACAAUCGUUGGUGAUAGCCGUUGUUCUAUUGUUGAUACAUGGUGGCAGACUGAAACCGGUGGAUUUAUGAUCACACCUAUUCCCAACGUAUGGGAACUUGAAGGUGGUUCAGCUACGCUGCCAUUUUUUGGUAUUCAAACUCAACUUUUCAACAAGGAAACUCGACAACCAUUACAAGCGCCAAAUACGGGUGAAUUGUGUAUCCGAGACUCAUGGCCUGGUCAAGCACGUAGUCUUUAUCGUAACCAUGAACGUUUCGUCGAUGUAUACUUCAGACCAUAUCCUGGUUAUUAUUUUUCUGGCGAUGGUUGUGAGAUAAAAGAAAAUGGUUACCACUGGAUCACUGGUCGAGUGGAUGACGUUCUGGUCAUAUCAGGUCAUAAUAUCGGUACAGCUGAAGUUGAGUCUGCUCUUGUUCAGCAUGCCGGUGUGUCCGAAGCUGCAGUUGUCGGUUAUCCUGAUCCAAAGAAGAAUCAGGGCAUGUACUGUUUCGUUACAUUGAAAGAUGGCGUUCAAGAAUCUGACGCACUAAAAAAAGAUCUCAUUAAAACUGUUCGUGAGAUCAUCGGUGCACAUGUGUUUCCUGACAUCAUACAUUUUGCACCGAACUUGCCUAAAACUCGUAGCGGUAAAAUCAUGCGACGUAUUUUACGUAAAAUCGUUGAGCCUGACGUUCAUAAUCUUGGUGAUAUCUCAACAUUAAACGAUCCAUCGGUUGUCGAAGAAUUGAUUAAGAAAUGCCCACGCUCACACCUUGCUUAG